Meira miltonrushii is the source of this 2213-nucleotide messenger RNA. RefSeq lists its product as uncharacterized. The transcript has a single exon. The coding region runs from base 15 to 1832 and encodes 605 amino acids. The record is from RefSeq and is a predicted model, not a curated record. NCBI's taxonomy places the organism in Eukaryota, Fungi, Basidiomycota, Exobasidiomycetes, Exobasidiales, Brachybasidiaceae.
GCAUACUAUCCAAAAUGCAAUCACAGAAAACCAGGAUGACAGUAAGGCAACUAAGGAAUGGUCGAUGGCAAUCGCCAAUUGCUUCAGCUUCCUUAUCAGCAGUUCGAUCUGUGCCGAACAGGGCAUACGCUGCUUCUUCUUCACAGAGAUCGUACUCUACAAUGCCAAAUCAAAGUCAAGUGGUCAAUACGUUUGGUGCACCAUUCAAAGAAUUCAUAAUGACAAUUUCACGUAUUGCAAGAAUUAUUGUUUUCGGUGCUACAGGUAUAGCUGUUAUCGGAGUGGCUGGAUUUGAAGGAACGCAUCAAUAUAUCGAACAUGUUGCUAUGCCAAAAUUACAACUUGGAAGUGGAGUUUUAGAAGAUGGAGAAAGUGUCAAUUCACGAAAGGAUGACGACAAAUGGGGAUGGAAACACGAUUACGGGGAAGAUGAAUGGGUAGGAAAGAACAAGAAAGGAACAGAUUCCCGACUUGGAAUCAGAGGAAGACAUCAAUUACGUGCAGCAUGGAUCGCCACAUUUUGGGGUGGUGGUGUGAAACCUUCGAAUUAUGUAGCAGGAGGAGCAGGUAUGCCAGAGGUGGGAUACAUGAGUCAAGCUUCAUCUGCGACACAAUUCCAUGUUGAAGAAGGUCUCAACUCAUCAGAAGCACUCUUGAGGGCAGCACUAGAGACAGCAGAAGAGAAAGGGAUUCGACUACCCGAUAUCGCUGCUCUACGUGCAGGAUCAGCCUCAACCUCCGGUCUCGCACUACCAAACCAAUCGAUUGAUAAGACUGCAGUCAUGUUGGAAUACAGAUUAGCCUCCAUUCGUGAACGACUGGGAACUCCCGGGGCACUUCGGGGAGCAUUGGCUGGAUAUACACGCUUGUAUGACGCUUUGGCAGGAUUGGAUGCUACCAACAAGAGCAUGAAAGAAGAAGGACAUAUUUCCGGGCAGCCAGUUGUCAGAUCGGAUAGGCUAGUCCGACUGGCUACCAAAGUUGGACAAUUGCAUGAACUUGUCGGCAAUCGUUCGGAAGCUGAAGGAUGGCUAAAUCGCGCAAUCUCUUUGGCCGGCGGUGGUGCUAUCGAAGAGCAAAAUGCACAAGAACCAGGCGGAAGUCGAAAGGAUCUUAUCAAGAACGAGAUUCUGGCCGGUGGUACUGGUAUGCUGUCACGUACACCUGUUGAAGUGCAAGAGGCUAAAGGUACUCUUCAAACAAAAUCUGCGGCUUCAUCUGAAUCAGAUGCCAGUGCACCUGUCGACACACUGCCUUCUCCUGGUCUUACACGUUCUUUGAUCUCUUCUUUACUUGCUCUCUCUGCCUUCAACGCACAGCCAUCAGAUCGUAACGCAUUGGAACGAGCUCUGCAGUAUCAGGCAAGUGCUUUACGCCUUACACGGGUUGAAAUGGGUAGAUCAGCCAUUGCUGGACCUGAUAAGGAUGAUUCUGGCGCACAAUUACACCAGCUUUGGAUCACGUACCAUGACGGACUGGCAUGUGUGCAUGUCGGAGAAACGAUGCAUGGUUUACAGACAUCCAAAGGUGCAGGAGCACGUUCGGUUAACGCUCUUUUGUCAACUGUUGGUCUUGGAAGCAGCGCACAACAGAAACAAGGUCAAACGAUUGCUUGGCUAGACGAAGCUCGUGAGCGGGCACAACUUGUUCUGGAUAAUCUAUCAAAGACAAAGACACGAAGACCGGGCGAGAAAGUUGAAUUGUUGAAGAAAUGGGAAGAUUCUUCUCUUGAAGAGCAAAUUCAAGCAAAGAGGUUAUUGCGUGACUCUGUUCGAUUACGUGAUGCGAUUGAUGAUAUGAAGUACAUCCUUUCGGUCAAACAGACAAAGUGAGAACAAAGCAAUUCAAAGAAAGUACAAGCAAUUAAUUGCAGAGAGGUAUAGAGCACUACAAGACAUUCUACUGCCAAUACCACGAGCCACCAAACAAGCUAGGCUUGGUGAAGGGCAUGAUGGAAAGUGCGAAACCAACGAUUCCCGCCACGUAUGCGCCAUAGAUCGACCAUUUACGAUGAGGAUGAAUGCGAACAGCUUCGAUUGGAUCAGGUAAGCCCAUAAUAUUGCAGAAUAUAUGGCUGACAAGUGGAGCCAAUAAAGUAUUUGUGCGUAGGAAUAAAAAGUUUGCAUACCAACCAAACAUGGAAGUAUAGGCAAAUUGUAUUGUAGAAAUCAAACAUGCACGCUUUAAUGCCGAUCUAGUUCUGCCUCCUUUGA